AUGCUUAUAAUGGAAAAACGUCUUGCGAUCUGUUUGCUAGUGAUUCUCCUGCUGGCAAUGGGGACUCGUACCAUCGAAGGUGCCAAUAUCCUAGGUGUAUUCAGCAGCUAUAGUCCAUCACAUGUGAUCGUACACAUGGCUGUGGUGAAGACUCUGGCAGAUCGGGGUCACAACAUCACAGUGGUGACCCAGAUGGAGCCCAAGUUUCAGCCCCAUGAGAACGUAACGGUUAUUGUGGCACUACCCACACCCGAACAGGAGGCGCUCACUAGGGCAUACAUGGAACGAGUGUCCAGCGAGAAGGAAUCCUUUUGGAGCUUUCUGGCCAACCUGCUUUUGCGGCCCAGUCCCGUACUCCAUGGACAAUACGAGUGGACACUGCAUCCCAAAGUGAAGUCCCUCUACGAGAAUCCCCAGACUAAGUACGAUCUGGUGAUUUUGGGUCUGAUGCUCAACGAUUUUCAACUGGGAAUUGCAGCUAAACUCCGCUGUCCGGUGAUAAUCACCUGGGUAGGUGUCCCCAUGCCGUUUACGGAUUCUCAGGUGGGAAAUAUUGAUGAUCCGUCCUAUGUACCCAGUGUGAACGUCGCCCUCGAACCGGGGCAUCUCACCAUGGGCUUUGGCAUGCGUUUCGUUAACUUCUUCAAAAAUUCAUUCCUAAAGAUUGUAAAUGUUUUAAUAAGACACAAGAUGAAUGAGUUUUACAACCAAGCUUUUGCCAAUAAUUCAGAUCCGGACUUUCCUUCGUACUACGAGAUGAAGCGUCGCAUUUCCCUGCUGUUCUACAAUUAUCAUGCUCCCAGCGAGGGACCCAUCCGUCCGACAGUCCCGCAAUCCAUUGAAAUUGGUGGGAUACAGGUGAAGGAAAAGCCGGAUCCUCUUGCUAAGGACUUGGCUGAGUUUCUCGACAACUCCACUAACGGGGCCAUAUUCUUUAGUCUUGGAACCAAUGUCAAAUUCAGUGGCAUUCGCCCUCAGAUCGUAGAGAUUUUGUACAAGGUGCUUUCGAAGCUUCCUCAGCGAGUUGUCUGGAAGUGGGAGGACAUGGAGAGUACACCAGGAAAUUCAUCAAAUAUAUACUUUAGUAAUUGGCUUCCCCAGGACGACAUCCUGGCGCAUCCAAAGACGCGACUUUUCAUCACCCAUGCGGGUAAGGGUGGGAUUGCCGAGGCCCAGUUCCAUGGAGUUCCUAUGUUGGCAUUCCCGAUAUUUGCCGAUCAACCAGGAAAUGCAGAAAUUAUGGCAAAGUCCGGCUUUGGACUCCAUCUGGAUAUCCUUACACUCACAGAGAAGGCUUUGGAAGAGACUAUUCGCGAGCUCUUGGAGAAUCCCUCCUACCGGGCGAGUGUGGGCAGAUUCUCAGCCCUGUAUCGCGAUCGUCCGCUGACCGCUCGCCAAUCGGUGGUCUACUGGACAGAGUAUGUACUCCGCCACCAGGGCGCCUAUCACCUGCAGAGUCCCCUGCUCCACAUGGACAUCGUAGCCCGCCACAAUCUUGACGUAUACGGAACACUUCUAUUAUUUGGACUGGUUACCCUGCUGUUACUACGCCUGGUAUUCCGAUAUAUAUUUCGCAAAGUAUUAAGUUUUGUGCGUGGCCAUUCUUAUCGACCAAAAGCCUCGAAUAGCAAACUUAAAGAUAAGAUAUUCUAAUCAACAUUUCUCACGCAAUUCUAGUUCAAUAAGUGAAAAAGUAAUUGCAUAAAACGAGUAAGUAAUUACUAGUAGUACAUAUAUAAUAAUUUUACAUAAU
Drosophila obscura is the source of this 1753-nucleotide messenger RNA. RefSeq names its product UDP-glucosyltransferase 2 (gene Ugt37E1). The transcript is spliced from 2 exons. NCBI's taxonomy places the organism in Eukaryota, Metazoa, Arthropoda, Insecta, Diptera, Drosophilidae. Gene Ontology annotation, molecular function: UDP-glycosyltransferase activity. The record is from RefSeq and is a predicted model, not a curated record. The coding region runs from base 1 to 1653 and encodes 550 amino acids.